ACCGGCCCGAUGAAGAAAGCGAUCGUGAGAGCGUAUUCUCGAGAGAUACGCGGGCGUGUCAAGUCGGCGUCCGUCGCUUCGCAGAAACACCGGGAACGCCGAGUACGCAAGCCCGAAGUAUGGAGUUUGGUGAAGUACGGAGGGACGAGAGAGGGGAAAUUGCGCCGGGAGAGAGAAAGAGAGAGAGAGAGUGAGAGAAUGAAGAGGGGUGGGGGGGGGGAGAGAAGCGUGGUGAAGUGGAGAGUCUGAGCGAGCAGGCGCUCUUUGCCUAGGCUUCUAAGCCUGCGACUUUUUCCCGUUCGUCUCGUUGUCCGGACGGCGGGCCAAUCGGAGUAAGUAGGUCAGCGCGAACGGCCAAUCGGCGCUCGAGGCCGGGUCACGUGGGUUUGUUGUUAUCUAUCAGCUGUUUUUCCCGGACGGCCGGCCGGCGCAGUGAAAGCCGCUUGGCAGUCUGUCCUCAGUCCCUCCCGGUCGCUCAGCUGUGCGUCACAUGUCGGGCGCCGCGAGUCCUUCUCCUGUGCGGAUCGCUAUUAAACGUACGAGUCUAACGAUCCGGCUAGGACGCCGUCUACCAUCGGACCCCCGUCUAACGUCGGUGCGCGUUAGCCACGUAUUAUUAUGCUGUCAGUCGUGUGCACGCCAACGCAUCGCCACGAAUCGAUCACGAAGUGCCUCGAAUAUGCGGACGGCGUGACGAACGCGGGCGACGGUGCACGCCGCUUUGUUGAUACGCUGAGUUCUGUGUUCAGGCCACGGAGGCCGCCGCGCGCUUAAAGAUCCUCGUCGUACAGGGAUCACCCUAUUGCCCUAUUCCCCCUCCCCUGCGACUUUUAAACACACUGCCACCAUCGUCGGUGGCAGGUAUACAACGGCGUGAUUGGUACGUGACGAGGAGCUGCUGGUCGUUACGAUGACCUAAAGCGAGACAAAAAGAAAGCGAGCCUUCUUAGGAAUUCGCUCGUGCGGCGGCGUGCUCGAGUUCAAAAGGAUCAUCUUUCGGGAGUGCGCGUCAGUCGUUUACCUCGCGUUUGGAAUUUUAAACUUUUAAACGUGUAUUCCUGCAUGACUUUGUGAAUCGCGUUCGCUGUGCACUUCGGCAACCUUCCAUCAAUUCGUCUCUCUUCGAACACUGUCGAAUCGAGAGAGGGAGAGAUAGAACGUUUGAAAACGUGUCGCAGGACAGGGACAGUGGAAACGAGUGUGUCGAGUGGACAGGAGCAAGUACGUCAAGGACAGAAGUGUAAAGUGUAAAGUUGGUCGUGUGAAUGUUUCGCGUCGCGUUGCGCGUUCAACGAGUGCCUCGCACAACGGGACUCCGCGCUCGAAAACGAUCGAUGAGAAUGAUCGAAUGAUCCUUCGCUACGAAGAAGAAGAAGAAGAAGAAGAAGAAGGAGAGAGAGAGAGAGCGAGAGAGAGAGAGAGAGAGAGAGAAAGAGAGAAAGAGAGAGAGAGAGUGAGGGACAGGAAUUGUUCUGAUUUGCGCGAAACCGAGUGAUAUCGCGUCGCCUGGUAGAAGCAACAAAUAAUGUCGACGGGCAAGAGGCUAGCAAAGCGCAGCAUAAUCGGCACCAGGGUGUGCGCUCCCGGUCAGGACGGCAAGUACUACAGCGGCGCCAUUUGCGCCGUGAAGACGCCGCAGACCGCCGAGUCACCGGGGCAGAAGAGCGUCACGGGCACGAGCAAGACUUUGUAUUCCGUACGUUUCGACAUCAUCGGCGGCAGUCCGCCGAGUCCGAAGGAGUACACCGAUCGCGAUCUCAUCGGACCGGGCUUCGGUUCCGUCACUGGCGCGCGAUUGGUACCCGGUCAGAAGGUUUAUCUAACGUACAACGGUAGGGAGAUUCACGCGGAGGUCACGGAGCAUCGCCAGCAUCUCGACGAGGUAGACGUGGUCAUUGCCCCGAACGGGCAAGAGGGUACUAUGAGCCUAACCAAACGUAUAGACGAAAUCAGGUUGCUCGAAUCACGUAAGAGUGCACGACUCGCCGAUCAAGACACGGAUUUCGCCAGACUCGCCGAUAUGGCUGGCGAUCGCAAGCGAGCGUCCUCCCACUCUAUCGACGUGCCACACGUGAUGGCAUCCAGGAAACGACGGCCAAGCUCGAACAAUGAUUCCGAACGGACAUACAGCGGUUGGGGCGAGAGGGUGGUCUGCGGACGUGAGGGUUGUCGCACCAACGAACGCGGUGAUUGCAUGGACGAAUGCGCUGCCGCCCUGGUUCUUAUGUCGCUCUCGUGCUCACCUCACAGUCCUCACAACCCCCCGCCACUUCACUGCCAAUACAAUUACGGUUCCUGGGGGAGUCGUGGAGGCGGAGGCAGCGGCAUGAUCGCCGGCUCACCGGGAGUCGGCGGUAUGUCAAAUAGCAGUAGCAGCAGCGGGGCUUCCUGGCGAAGCGGCACUCCCAGUCCACCCCUUAGCGAGGAGGGUGUACCGACGAGAAGUUCUCCAUGUCCGGCGACCUCACAUCCCUCGCACAAUCAGCCACACUACCCCUACAACACGUCCGGCUCGUCGUCGAGCAGCACCCCAGGCUCGACUACGCUGGAUGAGGGAAUAGUGCCCGACUAUAUCGAGGAACAACAUCCACGUAAAAAGAUUCGAGCGAAAGUCAAUCAGGACCCGAUCGAGGCCGAGCCAGGCGCUUGCGCGACUUUCGAAAGCGAACAGGCGAAUGCGGCAGUGGUCUUCAAGUGCAAUUGGCCGGGUUGCCUCGAAAUCAAGGCGACCGUCGCACUUAUUGAAGAACAUGUGCGCCAGUCACAUCUGCUUCUGGGCCCAAAGAAAUCCAAAGGAUGCGACAGCGAGGACGAUCACGAGGAGGAAUUCUAUUAUCAGGAAGUCGCUGUGGAUCACAUGAGUUCACCUCCCACGAUGUCUCACCGGGACAUGGCAAGACCUCCGCAUGAGGAUCCAGAGUACCAAAAGCAGCUUCGUCUUGAGGCGACUCCUGUCGCGAGUAAUUUUAUCGAGAACGGAAUGGUCGGUGUCAGGGAACCGAGCAACACGUUUACGAUCUCGCAAUCGCCGGGUACACCCAAUAAACACAUCAAAUUGUCACCGCGGCCAUUGCAGGCGUGUCAUCAACAGAACAUGACAACGUCCACGGGCAAGCCGUCCUCUCCGCGGCGAACUCGCAGCGAUGUUAAGAAAUGUCGCAAGAUCUACGGUAUGGAUUCACGUGACCUCUGGUGCACUCAAUGUAGGUGGAAGAAGGCCUGCACCCGUUUCUGCAGCGAAUAGGCCAAGCGUCCGCCCCGUUCGUACGUCCGUGGGCGGAAACCCUUGUCAAGUCGACCCCAGAGUUUGCCAAUGCUACAUUGAACAUUAACACCAACUGCCAAAUGCCAAUCAUCGUCGAAGAUACGGCGCCGAGAAAAUAGCUCUCGCAUUCGGAGCACGAGACGCAAAACCGCCAAUUAUAUCGCCGGUUGUAGCGAAAAGUGUUAUCCUAUGAGUUAUUCCAACAUAUACCGGGACUUCUCAUAAAAAAGCAAAAAUCCAAAGCUCGUAAAAGCAGCAUCUCUUCCUCUGCUCUCUGUUUUCCGUCGUCGAGACGGCAUGCACGAGUUUUGAAGAGAAACAUCUUUCUGUAAUUACGGUUGGCAGGUAGCUCUAUAGGGUUGAUAAUCAGAUAAAAAGGGUGCAUGAUAUAACACUUUUCUAGUGCUCAUAGAGGAAGUUACCAACGUAAGAUUUAUCUGAACGAUUUCCGCCCGUUCGUGUUUUGCAUUUGGCAAACUCCGAUCGGGUCCCUUAGUCGUAACGAGGGACUUUUCGAUUAAAAUAGAUAGCGAAUAAUUGGCGUGCGGAGCGAGGCGACCUCAAAUUGUUGCAUUCUCUCGCUCCCAACUCGCCUAACAAAGAGAACCUUUUGGUUCGGUACGAAUAAGAUACGCACUCGCACUUAGAGCGAGCAUGCAUGUCCUUCGAAGUGCUGAUUCCCGAACCGUCUCUUAGGUCAUUGCAAUAGAUCUUCCUUCUUCCGCUAAGAGCGCAAACGUUAAUGCGCUCUCGGUAAUGAUGGAACUAAAGGCGUUAGAUCAAUCCUUAGGGACGCCGUCCGGCCGAUCCCUGGGGAACGAACGAUCGAAUCUGACGGACGAAGGGAAGACCGGCGGAAUGUUCGGUCUGACCGAUGUUCAAUGCUAAACGAACGCAGACAAGCAAGAUUGGUAAGUCUCGCGUGGAACAGAGCUGCUAAUUGUGAUAUUGUAUCUAAAUUUAUUGGAUCUGCCGUGAAUCGAGCAGGAAAGUGCAAAGGUGUGUAAAGAAAUGAGAGAAGGAAAGAUAAAAAAAAGAAGAAACAAAAUUUUAUACACCAAUUAUACUGCCAGAUAAAUAAUUCAAAAAAUUGUUGUUCAAGCCUCUCUCUCGCGCGUUAAAGAGGCACUAUAUGUUGCACGGCAUGCGUCGCCGUAUACCGGACUUAGCCUUGUUAGCCUUCUGACGACCUAAGACCGUGUUCGCCAACAAAGGAGCUGCACGCGCGUAUUGGGGUAGGGCUACGCAGUUGAAUCGAUCGAUCUAAUAUUUAAAGAUUUCGCUCCAGAUCACAUACAUGCACUCAUUAAACACAC
Messenger RNA from Atta colombica, 4581 nucleotides. It is a transcript of the gene Glut4EF, whose product is annotated as zinc finger protein 704. The transcript has 8 exons. The coding region runs from base 1526 to 3244 and encodes 572 amino acids. The record is from RefSeq and is a predicted model, not a curated record. Gene Ontology annotation, cellular component: nucleus. Gene Ontology annotation, molecular function: DNA-binding transcription factor activity; RNA polymerase II cis-regulatory region sequence-specific DNA binding. NCBI's taxonomy places the organism in Eukaryota, Metazoa, Arthropoda, Insecta, Hymenoptera, Formicidae. Gene Ontology annotation, biological process: regulation of transcription by RNA polymerase II.